Molecule: messenger RNA, 2828 nt
Organism: Lampris incognitus (smalleye Pacific opah)
Lineage: Eukaryota; Metazoa; Chordata; Actinopteri; Lampriformes; Lampridae
Gene: wasb
Product: WASP actin nucleation promoting factor b
Exons: 10
Coding region: 82-1740 (552 amino acids)
Biological process (GO): actin filament organization
Molecular function (GO): actin binding
Source: RefSeq, a predicted model, not a curated record
AGUACCUAGAGACAAGGACGGGCCCUUGAAUGCUGGGGACAGCCAUUAAGGGGGACAACUGGGGAGAUUUGUCAGGCCACCAUGAGUCGGGGGUCCAAAAGUAAAUCGGAGAGCGUCCACAGUUCUCUGCUGAGCCCCAAGGAGAACACGAUGAUGGAGGACCUGCUGGGCAGAAGAUGUACUUCUAUGGCCACGGCGGUGGUGCAGCUCGUCAUGGCUCUGCCUCACAGCCCAUCCAUUUGGAGCCUGCAGCACGUUGGGGUGGUCUGCUUUGUCAAAGACAACCCUCAGCGCUCCUACUUCAUACGAAUGUUUGACUUGAAGACAGUAAAGCUCGUGUGGGAACAGGAGAUUUAUAACCAAAUCGUUUACUGCACUUCUCGGCCUUUCUUCCACACUUUUACUUCAGAAGAUUGUCAAGUUGGCCUCAACUUUGCCGAUGCUGGAGAAGCCGAAGCCUUCCGGAAGGUUGUGGAAGAGAAGAUUAACCAAAGAAGCAACCGCCAAGAGAAGAAACAGCCCCCCCUGGCGUCCAAUGAAAGAGGUGUUCUACCACAUGGCAAAGGAUCUGGCCUCCCUGGUUCUCCCUCCAUGGCCACCAUGGACAUCCAGAACCCUGAUAUCCAGGCCUCGCGUUACCGCUCCAUGCCUUCACCCAUAGCUUCCUUAUCUAUGAGCAGCAAAGGGAAGAAAGACAAGAAGAAUAAGAAGAAAGGCUCCAAGCUCACCAAAGCAGACAUAGGGGCUCCCAGCGGGUUCAAACAUGUAACUCAUGUCGGCUGGGACCCCAACAACCUAGACCCUGACCUGCUGAAGCUGCUGUCCUGUGCUGGGAUCUCCGAGGCCGAGAUGAAGGAUGAAGAAACCUCCAAGCUCAUCUACGACAUCAUUGAACAGUCUGGAGGCAUGGAGGCUGUGAAAAAGGAGGUGAACAAAGGAGCUGCUGCCCCUCCACCGCCUCCAUCUGGCCGACAAGGUCCUCUCCCCCCGAUCCCCAGCCACGCGUCCUCCCCCACCCCGGCACCUCCUCCCUCACGUGGCCGCUCUGGCCCCCUGCCCCCUCUCCCAGGUCAGCGAGGACCCCCUCCACAGCCUCCCCCGGUCCGUGGAGGUCGGAGUGGUCCUCCGGCGCCCCCACCGCACUUUGGAUCACCUCAGCCCCCGUCGUCUCGGUCCUCCCAAUUACCUCCACCCCCACCUCCCAUAUCCUCUCACACCUCUACUCUUCCUCCUCCACCUCCCUCCGGUACCCAACCCCCUGCAGCCACCCCGCCUCCUCCAGCCCCAUCCAUGCCCAACAGAGGAGGGCCCGCGCCACCGCCUCCUCCCCCACCACCCCCACCACCCUCCUCGGACUUCCCUCCUCCUCCUCCUCCUUCUUCAGUCGGCAGAGCAUCUCCAGCUCCUGCGCCCCCGAGAGGUGAAGACUCCAGAGGUGCCCUGCUGGAUCAGAUCCGCCUCGGGAAGAAGCUCAGAAAUGUGACAGAGUGUUCUGAUCCAUGUCCGCCACCAUCGGCAGAAUCAGGCGAGGGCAUCGUGGGAGCUCUGAUGAUGGUCAUGCAGAAGAGGAGUAAAGUCAUCCACUCCUCCGGUAAUUUACAUGACCGGGACGGAGCGCUGCUCCUCCUCCUCCUCCUCCUCCUCCUCCUCAGUAGAGCCUCGUGUUUUGAAAACGUUAACGAGCACACCUGCAAACGUGCAAAGCCUCACAGCUCUGUGUCCGUCCUCUGUUUCAGAUGAAGAUGAAGAGGAGGGCGGGGACGAUGAAGAGGACGAUGACGAAUGGGACGACUGAUGCCAGGAAGUUCUUGCUUGCGUGUGUGGAGAGUUGUUUGUGCUUAGUCAUAAGUGUGUUGUUUGAACCGUCUCAGGGUUUUUACUGGCUGCAGACUGAAGUGUGACUUGCACUUCAUUCAGACUGUGUGAGAUUUUGCCCCUUUUCCACUACAUGGUACCGGCUCGGCUCGGCUCGAUUCUUGUCGUUUUUCAUUACCGUAACAGUACCCCCUGGAUUUUCGGCUCCCCCCCACCAUUUUCAAAUGUACUUUUAAGAUAACUCCGCUAUGGCGGGUGAUGUCGGGUUCAUCCGCCUUGCUAGCUGCUUGGGUGGAACUAGGACGUUUCUUUUAGGUUGUUCUUUGGAUGGCGUAUUUGGGCAAGAGUCACAUUCGUUCCCGUUUUUAGUUUUGCAAGGAUACGAGAGGGCCUCGCUGAUUGUUGUCGUUUCUUUAGCAGGCUCGUGUCCAUUUUCUGAGGGUCAGCUGUGGCCGACAUGAUUACGCUCGUCGAGGCAGUUGCUAGCUAGCUAACGUGACAGCAACCUGCCGCUAGCUAGCUAACAGCAACCUGCCGCUAGCUAACGUGACAGCAACCUGCCGCUAGCUAGCUAGCUAACAGCAACCUGCCGCUAGCUAACGUGACAGCGAAUACAGGGCGGGUUGCCGCAGCGCCGUGACUGACGCUAGCCCUUCUUUUGUCCAAAGUUGUCUCGCCGGGGAAUUGAGCACAGAAAGCACGCUGACUUCCCUCCCAAACAUAAAAGUAUAAUUCAACAUUAAACAUGUUUAUGAGGCGCAGCUGUAAUCGAUCUUACUUUUGUGAGAAAAGCCCAAAACCGCUCCUCAGCGAGAAAAGGUCCAGCCUCUCCUGGCGCCGCCGCUCCUGGCGCGCACUGAUGACGCAGCGACGCGUUUCUCUGACCAAUCAGAGGUCUGCAUUGAUUUUGGCACCGCUCCAGUUUUUGUUUUUUGGGGGGGGGCUCAAUAAAGGUGGUACCAGGAAAGUGGUACCAGUUACCAACUUGCCGGCUCUAAUGGAAAAGGGAAAAA